Messenger RNA from Gastrolobium bilobum, 568 nucleotides. Its product is annotated as dirigent protein-like. The coding region runs from base 8 to 568 and encodes 186 amino acids. The transcript has a single exon. The record is from RefSeq and is a predicted model, not a curated record. NCBI's taxonomy places the organism in Eukaryota, Viridiplantae, Streptophyta, Magnoliopsida, Fabales, Fabaceae.
GGAACUCAUGAGGCUCAUUUCAACUCUCCUCCUCUUGCUACUAAUCACGGUGGGAUCCUCCUCUGCCUCUCCCACUAGUUGGAGGAAAAGGGUUCGUGAGCCAUGCAAGAGGUUGGUGUUUUACUUUCAUGACAUUGUUUACAAUGGUCACAAUGCCAAGAAUGCCACUGCAGCCAUUGUGGGUGCACCCGCAAUGGCCAACAGGACCAUAUUAGCAGGGCAGAGCCAUUUUGGUGAUUUGGUUGUUUUUGAUGAUCCCAUAACACUGGACAACAAUUUACACUCACCUCCUGUUGGACGUGCUCAAGGGUUUUAUAUAUACGAUAAGAAAGAUAUUUUCACUGCUUGGCUUGGUUUCUCUUUUGUGUUCAACUCUACAGAGCACAAGGGUAGCAUAAACUUUGCCGGUGCUGACCCUUUGAUGAAUAAGACUAGGGACAUUUCCGUAAUUGGAGGGACUGGUGACUUCUUCAUGUCUAGGGGAGUUGCUACUCUCUCAACGGAUGCCUUUGAGGGUGAAGUUUAUUUCAGGCUUCGUGUGGAAAUUAACUUGUUCGAAUGUUGGUAA